Molecule: messenger RNA, 2558 nt
Organism: Cricetulus griseus (Chinese hamster)
Lineage: Eukaryota; Metazoa; Chordata; Mammalia; Rodentia; Cricetidae
Source: RefSeq, a predicted model, not a curated record
GUAGAGGGUAAGUUUAAUUAGGGCAAGAGUCAUGUGCACACAUGAAUAGUGGCUAUUUCUCAAUCUGCAUACACGCCCUGGUUGAAAGAACUUUCAGUUUCAGUAGAUGCGGAUGGUAGGAGAGGAAAGCCAUGGCUGACAACAUCCUCAGGGCAAAAAGGAAACAAUUCAUCCGUUCAGUGGGUGCAGGGACAAUAAAUGGCUUGCUGGAUGAACUUUUGGAGAAGAAUGUGCUGAACCAGGAAGAGAUGGAGAGAAUAAAAUGUAUAAAUGCCACUGUCAUGGACAAGGCAAGGGACCUGUGUGAUUCUGUCACUAAAAAGGGGCCUCUAGCAAGCCAAAUCUGUAUCACUUACAUUUGUAAAGAAGACUGCUACCUGGCGGGAGUUCUGGAGCUGGAAUCCGGUCCACCAGCUGAAAAUUCCAUGAGAACGGAUGAUUUCCAGGGAGGAUAUCCUUCUUCCUCAGAAACAAAGGAAGAACAGAAAAAAGAAGGCGGCACAUGUCCAGGACCAAGUGGGAGCCUGAAGUUAUGCUCCUUAGAAACAGCCCAAAAGAUACGGAAAGAGAAUCCUUCAGAGAUUUACCCUAUAAUGGAUACAUCCACGCGUACACGUCUUGCUCUCAUUAUCUGCAACACAGAGUUUGAAUAUCUUCCAAGGAGGGACGGAGCUGAUGUGGAUCUCAGAGAAAUGAGGUCGCUACUGCAGGAUCUGGGAUAUACUGUGAAAGAAAAGGAAAACCUCACAGCUCUGGAGAUGGCUAAUGCAGUGAAGGAAUUUGCUGACUGCCCAGAGCACAAGACUUCUGACAGUACUUUUCUUGUAUUCAUGUCCCAUGGUAUCCAGGAAGGAAUAUGUGGGAAGUCAUAUUCCGAUAAAGUAGCAGAUGUUUUAAAAGUUGACACUAUCUUUCGAAUGUUGAACACUUUGAAGUGCCCAAGCUUGAAAGACAAGCCAAAAGUUAUCAUCAUUCAGGCCUGCCGUGGAGAGAACCGAGGAGUGGUAUUAGUGAAAGAUUCAGUAGAAGACACUGGAAAGAAAUUCUUAGUGGAUGCAGAUUUGGAAGAUGAUGGCAUUAAGAAAGCGCACAUAGAGAAGGAUUUUAUUGCUUUCUGCUCUUCAACACCAGACAAUGUUUCUUGGAGACAUCCUCUCAAGGGCUCUCUUUUCAUUGUGGAACUCAUCAAGCAAAUGAAAGAAUAUGCAUGGUCUUGUGACUUGGAGGACAUUUUCAGAAAGGUUCGAUUUUCAUUUGAACAACCAAGUUAUAGUUUACAGAUGCCCACCACUGAAAGGGUGACUUUGACAAAACGUUUCUACCUCUUCCCAGGACAUUAAAACAAAGAAGCCAAGAGUUCCAUUAUUCUGUACCUGUUUUAGGAAUCAUGCCAAUUAGAAGUGACAUUUCUCUGAAUGAUGCAAUAAGUCUCCAACGACCCUGAAAGACUAUCCUGUUUGUUGUUGCUGUUGGGUUUCCCUUUAUUUGAACUGAUGCUCAGAACACAAUAUGAGGAACAUAUCUUUUUUUUAUUGAAUUCAUUCUUUGAAAGUGCAACUUGAUUACGAUGACCUUACACCCUCUUUGGUUUUAUUCUAUCCUUAUAAUUACUCUCCUCUCUAAAAUUCCCUUUCAUACACCAAUGAGUCUUUUGUUUUUUUUAGACACAUCUAGUAUAACCUUGAUCAUCAGUGCAGCCAUGAGAAGGGACUGUCUAUUGGAGUCAGGUAGAUUCCUAAAUAGAUACACAACUGCAGGCAGUUAAUUCCUCCUUUCCGAGAGACCAUUGGUAGCCAGAGUGUCAACAGAGUUCUUAGACUUGGCUCUUAAUUCUGACCUGGUUGGGCACCACUAACUAUUUUAAGAUAUCAUUUGCUUAUAUUUCUCUAUGCACAAAUAAACUUGAUAUCUUCACCACAGGUGUCUGAAUUCCACAAAUUUAGAGCUUGGCAAAAUAGAUUUAGGAGACAGAACUGGAACAGUGACAGUCAAAAUGAUAAGUGACAUCUCAAAAUGAAGUGCAUGCUUGCUACUGUUGAAGCUUUGAACAAAACACAACAAUUUUCACAUGCUGCUGUAUUUCAGAAUUUCAAAGAAAAUAUUGAUUCAUCCCAUAACCUUAAAAUUUCACACUUCCAUUGAGAAGAGAAAACAGUUAGCACCCCUAACAAAUAUGGGACAAUUAGCAUGCACACAUGACACUGAACAGUUAUCACUUAGCCUUUUACUCAGCAGGAUUGAUUAGGUUCAGGAAGAGGAGAGACAAGGGCACUCCACAUGCCCCUUUCCAAUGCAUCCUGUCUAAGCAAACUUUCCCUGUAUUCUCCAAGUUGGUCACAUUAUAAUCUUUGUAUGUUGUCCAUUGUCUAACCAUGUCCCAGAUAUACCUGUUUGCUGAAAUCAUGUGACCAAGUAUGCAUUCUACAUGAGACUGCUUCUAUGAGGGAGGAGCAGUCUAUGUUCAGAUGACAUCACACUCAGUGGUAAUCAGUCACUCUCAGCAAAAAUUUAUACAUAAAGACAGUCUUGUGCAGUAAAUUAAAUGCAUUCCUACCCUA